Molecule: messenger RNA, 1842 nt
Organism: Lecanosticta acicola
Lineage: Eukaryota; Fungi; Ascomycota; Dothideomycetes; Mycosphaerellales; Mycosphaerellaceae
Source: the annotation of a GenBank genome assembly
AUGACAAUUACUCAGCACCCUUGGUGGAAAAAUGCCAUCGUUUACCAGAUCUAUCCGGCGUCCUUCCAGGACUCCAAUGGCGACGGCAUCGGCGACUUGCAGGGUAUCAUCCAACGGCUAGAAUACAUCAAAUCGGUUGGGGCCGAUGUUGUUUGGAUCUGUCCAAUGUAUCAGAGUCCCCAGAUAGAUAUGGGUUACGACAUUUCUGACUACCAGGCCGUGCAUGCCCCCUAUGGCUCAAUGGAAGACAUGGAUAAGCUCAUAUCCAGGGUGCAUCAACUCGGCAUGCGUAUCAUACUCGAUCUUGUGGUGAACCAUACUUCUGAUCAGCAUUCAUGGUACGUCUAUCACUCCUCUGUACAUUCUCCUGGGUCUCAUCGUUUGGCGCAGGUUCAAGCAGUCACGAUCGUCCAGGUCUAGCCCAAAACGCGAUUGGUAUAUCUGGAAGCCCGCCAAGUACGAUGCUUGUGGCAACCGAAAGCCACCAAAUAAUUGGCGCUCCAGCUUCGGUGGUAGCGCCUGGCAGUGGAACGAGCAUACGCAGGAGUACUACCUCCAUCUCUAUUGCCCAGAGCAGCCAGAUUUGAAUUGGGUUGGUUUCAGCAAUCUCCUCAGCAGAGACGUGACUGACGGCCUGCCUCGCAGAAUAACGAUGCAGCCCGGCGAGCAAUAUACGAAAGCGCCAUGAUCUCCUGGUUGGAGAAGGGCGUCGAUGGCUUUCGCGUGGACACGGUCAAUAUGUACAGCAAGGAUCCGAGAUUUCCAGACGCUCCAAUUACCGACCCCAACUCUGAGUGGCAAGAAGCCGGUCUAGUAUAUUGCAAUGGGCCCCGCAUGAACGAAUACCUUUCGGAGAUGAAUGCCAUCUUGAGUCGGUACGAUGCCAUGACAGUCGGAGAGUGCCCCUUUACACCCGACAGGAAUACUGUCCUUGGCUACGUCGGUGCAUCCAAGAAGCGCCUCAACAUGGUCUUCCAAUUCGAUGUCGUGGAUGUCGGCAUGGGCAAAGUCUUCAAGUAUCAGGCAACGCCAUUUGCCUACUCACUACGUGAAUUGAAAGAAUCCGUUGCACGUACACAAGGACUGCUCUCUGGAACUGAUGCAUGGACAACCUCAUUCGUUGAGAACCACGAUCAAGCGAGAAGCAUUUCUCGAUACGGCAACGACACUGCCCAGUGGCGAGAACGAUCAGGCAAGAUGUUGGCUUUACUGUUCGCUUCGCUUUCAGGGACGCUCUUCAUCUAUCAGGGACAAGAGAUUGGUAUAAUUAAUAUGCCACCUGACUGGCCCAUUGAGGAAUACAAGGAUGUCGAGUCCUCGAACUACUACAAAAUGGUGGCUCAGCGCAGCAACGACAAUGAAACCGAGUUGAUGAACGCCAGGGCAUCCCUUCAGCACCUAGCACGCGACCAUGCGCGCACGCCGAUGCAGUGGAGUUCUUGCCCCAAUGGUGGCUUCACGGAAGACUCUGUGAAGCCAUGGAUGCGGGUCAACACUUCCACCUCAGAUAUCAACGUGGAGCAGCAGAAUUCUACCAAACACUCUGUGCUAGCAUUCUGGAGAGAGAUGCUUGCAACCCGGAAAACAGCAAGUGACAUGCUGAUCCAUGGGCAAUUCGAGCUCGCAGACGAAGACAAUGACAAAGUGUUCUCUUUCUUCAAGCAUGGGAAGACUCGGAGCGCUUUGGUGAUGUGCAACUUCUCGUCAGGCCCUGUCGAGGUUCCGCGAUUAGUUCCAGACCUAAGACGUGAAGUACUGAUUGAUAACGUGGCUGGUACGAUCGACCAAGAGGUGCUGGCGCCUUGGGAGGGGAGAAUUUACGCCCUGGAUAAAUGCACAUAG